Odobenus rosmarus divergens (Pacific walrus) is the source of this 4651-nucleotide messenger RNA. It is a transcript of the gene ATP7B, whose product is annotated as ATPase, Cu++ transporting, beta polypeptide. The record is from RefSeq and is a predicted model, not a curated record. NCBI's taxonomy places the organism in Eukaryota, Metazoa, Chordata, Mammalia, Carnivora, Odobenidae. The coding region runs from base 11 to 4525 and encodes 1504 amino acids. Gene Ontology annotation, molecular function: P-type divalent copper transporter activity; copper ion binding; ATP hydrolysis activity. Gene Ontology annotation, cellular component: membrane. Gene Ontology annotation, biological process: copper ion homeostasis; monoatomic cation transport. The transcript has 21 exons.
GAGCCGCAAGAUGCCGCCCACCGCCCGCUCCUCUUCUCCCCAGGUUUUAACGCCCCGCUUCUCGUCCACUAACCAGGUGACCUGGGGGCUCUGGGCCGAUCACAGAAGAAAUUGGCUCCUCCGGAGGAGGUUGCUUGAACAGGAAAGACAGAUUACAGCCAGCGAAGAGGCCAGUCGGAAAAUCCUGUCUAAACUUUCUCUGCCCACUCGUGCCGGGGAGCCAGCAAUGAAGCAGAGUUUCGCCUUCGACAAUGUUGGCUAUGAAGGCGGCCUUGAUGGCGUGUGCCCCCCUCAGAUGACCAGCAGCACCAUCAGCAUUUCGGGCAUGACUUGCCAGUCAUGUGUAAAGUCUAUCGAGGGCAGGAUUUCCAGCUUGAAAGGCGUCGUGAGCAUUAAGGUUUCCCUGGAACAAGGCAGCGCGACCGUCAAGUACGUGCCGUCCAUCCUGAGCCUGCCACAGAUUUGCCGGCACAUUGAGGACAUGGGCUUUGAGGCCAGCAUCACAGAAGGAAAGGCCGCCUCCUGGCCUUCAAGGUCCUCGCCUGGCCUGGAGGCCGUGGUCAAGCUCCAGGUGGAGGGCAUGACCUGCCAGUCCUGCGUCAGCUCCAUCGAAGGCAGGCUUGGGAAACUGCAAGGGGUAGUAAGGGUCCGAGUGUCCCUCGGCACCCAGGAAGCAGUCAUUACCUACCAGCCUUAUCUUAUCCAGCCCCAGGACCUCAGGGACCAUGUCAACGACAUGGGCUUUGAAGCUGUCAUCAAGAACAGAGUGGCGCCCGUAAGCCUGGGACCGAUUGAUAUUGGGCGGUUACAGAGGACCGACCCAAAGACACCUUCGGCUUCUGAUAACCAGAAUCUCAAUAACUCUGAGCCCUCGGGGCACCACGGGAGCCAUAUGGCCACCCUGCAACUGAGAGUAGAUGGAAUGCACUGUAAGUCUUGUGUCCUGAAUAUUGAAGAAAACAUAGGCCAACUCCCCGGGGUUCAAAAUAUUCAAGUGUCCUUGGAGAACAGAAUCGCCCAAGUACAGUACGACCCUUCUCGUCUCACUGCAGGCGCCCUGCAGAGGGCCAUUGAAGCUCUUCCACCUGGGAACUUUAAGGUCUCUCUUCCUGAUGGAGCAGCAGGGAGUGGGACGGGUAGCAGGUCUUCCAACCGUGUGGCCCCCGGCCCCGCCUCGAGAACCCAGGCGCCGGGCGUGUGCAAUACCGUGGUGCUUGUCAUUGCUGGCAUGACCUGCGCGUCCUGUGUCCAGUCCAUCGAAGGCCUGAUCUCCCAAAGGGAAGGGGUGCAGCAAAUAUCAGUCUCUCUGGCUGACGGGACCGGAGUGGUGCUCUAUGAUCCCUCUGUAAUUAACCCAGAAGAACUCCGAGCUGCUGUUGAAGAAAUGGGAUUUGAGACUUCAGUUCUUUUUGAAAACUGUUACAGCAACCAUGUUGGAAAUCAUAGUGCGGGGAAUUCCUCAGCGCACCCCACAGCUGGCGUACCUGUGUCUGCGCAGGAAGGGGCUCCCCAUGCUGGGGGGCUCCCUAAAAACCACAACCCUGGCUCCUCGUCACAGUCCCUGCAAGCCUCUACCACAGCGGCACCCCAGAAGUGCUUUUUACAGAUCAGGGGCAUGACCUGUGCAUCCUGUGUGUCCAACAUAGAGAGAAACCUGCAGAAAGAAGCAGGUAUUCUCUCGGUGCUGGUUGCCCUGAUGGCCGGAAAGGCAGAGGUUAAGUAUAACCCAGAAGUCAUCCAGCCACUGGAGAUAGCUCAGCUCAUCCGGGACUUGGGCUUUGAGGCAGCAGUAAUGGAAGACUACACAGACUCAGAUGGCGACCUCGAGCUGAUCAUCACGGGGAUGACCUGCGCGUCCUGUGUUCACAACAUAGAGUCCAAACUCACAAGGACAAACGGCAUCACCUAUGCCUCUGUGGCCCUUGCCACCAGCAAAGCCCACGUGAAGUUCGAUCCUGAAAUUAUCGGUGCACGGGAUAUUGUCCGAAUUAUUGAGGAAAUCGGCUUUCAUGCUUCCCCGGCCCAGAGAAACCCCAGCGCGCAUCACUUGGACCACAAGGUGGAAAUAAAGCAGUGGAAGAAGUCUUUCCUGUGCAGCCUGGUGUUCGGCAUCCCUGUCAUGGGUCUGAUGAUCUAUAUGUUGGUGCCCAGCAACGAGCCCCACGAGUCUAUGGUCCUGGACCACAACAUCAUUCCAGGACUGUCCAUUCUAAAUCUCAUCUUCUUUAUCUUGUGUACCUUUGUCCAGCUCCUUGGCGGGUGGUACUUCUACGUCCAGGCCUACAGAUCUCUGAGGCACAGGGCAGCCAACAUGGACGUGCUCAUCGUGCUGGCCACCAGCAUCGCCUACACCUACUCGCUCGUCAUCCUGGUGGUGGCCAUGGCUGAGAAGGCGGAGAGGAGCCCUGUGACCUUCUUCGACACCCCCCCCAUGCUCUUUGUGUUCAUUGCCCUGGGUCGGUGGCUGGAACACGUGGCAAAGAGCAAAACCUCAGAAGCCCUUGCCAAACUCUUGUCUCUCCAAGCCACAGAAGCCACUGUUGUGACCCUUGGCGAGGACAACUUGAUCAUCAGAGAGGAGCAGGUACCCAUGGAGCUGGUGCAGCGGGGCGAUAUCAUCAAAGUUGUCCCCGGGGGAAAGUUCCCAGUGGAUGGGAAAGUCCUGGAAGGCAACACCAUGGCCGAUGAGUCCCUCAUCACAGGAGAAGCCAUGCCGGUCAUGAAGAAACCCGGAAGCACAGUGAUUGCUGGGUCUAUAAAUGCACACGGCUCUGUGCUCAUUAAUGCCACCCAUGUGGGCAAUGACACCACGUUGGCUCAGAUUGUGAAAUUGGUGGAAGAGGCUCAGAUGUCAAAGGCACCCAUUCAGCAACUGGCUGACCGGUUUAGUGGAUAUUUUGUCCCAUUUAUCAUCAUCAUUUCAACAUUGACGUUGGUGGUAUGGAUUAUAAUCGGUUUUAUCGAUUUUGGCGUUGUUCAGAAAUACUUUCCUACCCCCAACAAGCAUAUCUCCCAGACAGAGGUGAUCAUCCGGUUUGCGUUCCAGACAUCCAUCACGGUGCUGUGCAUCGCCUGCCCCUGCUCCCUGGGCUUGGCCACGCCCACGGCGGUCAUGGUGGGCACCGGGGUGGCCGCCCAGAAUGGCAUCCUCAUCAAAGGAGGCAAGCCUCUGGAGAUGGCCCACAAGAUAAAGACCGUGAUGUUUGACAAAACUGGCACCAUUACCCACGGGGUCCCCAAAGUCAUGAGGGUCCUCCUGCUUGUGGAUGUGGCCAUGAUGCCCCUCAGGAAGGUUCUUGCUGUGGUGGGGACUGCGGAGGCCAGCAGCGAGCACCCUUUGGGCAUGGCAGUCACCAAGUACUGUAAAGAGGAAUUGGGAACCGAGACCUUGGGAUACUGCAUGGACUUCCAGGCAGUGCCGGGCUGUGGCAUCGGCUGCAAAGUCAGUAGCGUGGAGGGCAUCCUGGCCCACAGCGAGCACCAGCAGAGCAAACAGGCUGCCCCCCUGAGCAGGACUGGCGGCGUUCCCGAGGCAAUAGAUGCGACCCCCCAGACCUUCUCUGUGCUGAUUGGGAACCGCGAAUGGAUGAGGCGCAACGGCCUAACCAUUUCCAGCGACAUCAGUGACGCGAUGAAAGAUCAUGAGAUGAAAGGCCAGACGGCCAUCCUGGUGGCCAUUGACGGUGUGCUCUGUGCCAUGAUUGCCGUCGCGGACGCAGUCAAGCAGGAGGCAGCCCUGGCCGUGCACACGCUGAAGAGCAUGGGUGUGGACGUGGUUCUGAUCACAGGGGACAACCGGAAGACAGCCAGAGCCAUCGCCACCCAGGUUGGCAUCAACAAAGUCUUUGCGGAGGUGCUACCUUCUCACAAGGUGGCCAAGGUCCAGGAGCUCCAGAAUGAAGGGAAGAAAGUCGCCAUGGUGGGAGACGGGGUCAAUGACUCGCCGGCCUUGGCCCAGGCCGAUGUGGGCAUUGCCAUCGGGACAGGCACAGACGUCGCCAUUGAGGCUGCUGAUGUUGUCCUCAUCAGAAAUGAUUUGCUCGAUGUGGUGGCUAGCAUUCACCUCUCCAAGAGGACCGUCUGGAGAAUACGCCUCAAUCUGGUGCUGGCGUUGAUUUAUAACCUGAUCGGAAUACCCAUUGCUGCAGGGGUCUUCAUGCCCAUCGGCAUCGUGCUCCAGCCGUGGAUGGGCUCGGCGGCCAUGGCGGCCUCCUCCGUGUCUGUGGUUCUCUCAUCGCUGCACCUCAAGUGCUAUAGGAAGCCCGACCUGGACAGGUAUGAGGCGCAGGCCCAGGGCCGCAUGAAGCCCCUGACGGCAUCACAGGUGAGCGUGCACAUCGGCAUGGAUGACCGGCGACGGGACUCCCCGAGGGCCACGCCCUGGGACCAGGUCAGCUUCAUCAGUCAGGUGUCUCUGUCCUCCUUGAAGUCUGACAAGCUGUCUCGACACAGUGCUGCGGCUGAUGACGGUGGGGACAAGUGGUCUCUGCUCCUGAAUGACAGAGAUGAGGAGCAGUGCAUCUGAAAGCUCCAGGCGGGUGCAGAGCCAGGGGUCCAUCUCCUCAGUGAGUAGCCGGCCCAGCUUUCCCCGUGGCCGAGGCUGAGGCCAAACAAGUGCAGCACCAGCAGCAAGUUGGGCGAAGCUCCCCUC